CCGCCCGCCGCACCGCCCCCGGCCGGCCGCGCUCAGCCCGCAGCGAUUUGACUUCCCUCUGCCGGCCUCUCCAGUUCUCUAGAUCGCUCGCUGCCUGGGCUCCACUCUACUCGGUGUUUGCCACACACCGUUUCCUCUAUCUACUCUUCUCCCCUUGAUCGGUAGACACUCUGCUUGUUUUUCCCCUCUCCUCCCUCCUCUUUUUUCUUUUUCUUUUUCUUUUUUUAUUGAAAACAUCAUCUUGAUUUAAGAUGACUCGUCCAUAUCGGCACUGAAGACUGAAAGGGAAUCUUCACCACCACUCCGACCCUGGUGACACUUCAAAAAAAAAAAAAAAAAAUCUAGAAAAGAAGGGCGGCGGGGGGGGGGGGCUACCAGAAAAAGGGAAAGUCUUAAAGGGCAAAGGAGCGAGACUCGGGACCCUCUGCAGCCCCUUGACUGAGCCCACCCAGAACUGUACUAGCCAUCAGAACUUCUAAUUCAUCUUAUCCAACUGAAAGGGAGGGCGACACGAGCCAGAAGCAAACUUCAGUGGUCUCUGCGGAUCUGUGAUUCCCGCAUUUAGAGGGGUGAGAGCCAGAAGGCACAGGACCCCACCAGGAGGAGGAGUUCCGCGUCUCUCUCGCCCCUUCUACCAAGCCUGAACCUUAGACUGAGCCACGCGGGACACAAGAGGCAGAAGAGGGUAGUAGAAAAUGCGGGGCUCCGGGCCCCGCGGUGCGGGACGCCGACGGACCCAGGGCAGAGGUGGCGGCGACGACACCCCCCGCGUCCCUGCCUCUCUGGCAGGCUGCUAUUCCACACCUCUAAAGGGCCCCCUCUGGACGUGCCUUCUCUUGUGUGCGGCGCUCCGGACCCUUUUGGCCAGCCCCAGCAACGAAGUGAAUUUAUUGGAUUCGCGCACUGUCAUGGGGGACCUUGGAUGGAUUGCUUUUCCAAAGAAUGGGUGGGAAGAGAUUGGUGAAGUUGAUGAGAACUAUGCUCCCAUCCACACAUACCAAGUGUGCAAAGUUAUGGAACAGAAUCAGAAUAAUUGGCUGUUGACCAGUUGGAUCUCUAACGAAGGUGCUUCCAGAAUCUUUAUUGAACUCAAGUUUACUCUAAGGGACUGUAACAGCCUUCCUGGAGGACUGGGGACUUGUAAGGAGACAUUUAACAUGUAUUAUUUUGAAUCAGAUGAUGAGAAUGGGAGAAGUAUCAAAGAGAACCAGUACAUCAAGAUUGAUACCAUUGCUGCAGAUGAGAGCUUCACAGAACUUGAUCUUGGCGACCGAGUCAUGAAACUAAAUACGGAGGUCAGAGAUGUCGGACCUCUGAGCAAAAAGGGAUUUUAUCUUGCUUUCCAAGAUGUCGGGGCUUGCAUUGCUCUGGUUUCUGUCCGUGUCUACUAUAAAAAGUGUCCCUCUGUAGUAAGACACUUGGCUAUCUUCCCUGACACUAUCACUGGAGCAGAUUCUUCACAGUUGCUAGAGGUGUCAGGCUCCUGUGUCAACCAUUCUGUGACAGAUGAUCCUCCCAAGAUGCACUGCAGUGCUGAAGGGGAGUGGCUGGUUCCCAUCGGGAAAUGCAUGUGCAAGGCUGGAUAUGAAGAGAAAAAUGGUACCUGCCAAGUGUGCCGACCUGGGUUCUUCAAAGCUUCUCCUCACAGCCAGACCUGCAGCAAAUGUCCACCUCACAGUUACACCCAUGAGGAAGCUUCCACCUCUUGUGUCUGUGAAAAGGAUUAUUUCAGGAGGGAAUCUGAUCCGCCCACAAUGGCAUGCACAAGACCCCCCUCAGCUCCUCGGAAUGCCAUCUCAAAUGUUAAUGAAACUAGUGUCUUUCUGGAGUGGAUUCCGCCUGCUGACACUGGCGGACGGAAAGAUGUGUCGUAUUAUAUUGCAUGCAAGAAGUGCAACUCCCACGCAGGUGUGUGUGAGGAGUGUGGCGGUCAUGUCAGGUACCUCCCCCAGCAAAUCGGCCUGAAAAAUACCUCUGUCAUGAUGGUGGACCUACUUGCUCACACAAACUAUACCUUUGAAAUUGAGGCAGUGAACGGAGUUUCCGACUUGAGUCCAGGCACCCGGCAGUAUGUGUCUGUAAAUGUAACCACGAAUCAAGCAGCUCCUUCUCCAGUCACCAAUGUGAAAAAGGGGAAGAUUGCAAAGAACAGCAUUUCUUUGUCUUGGCAAGAGCCAGAUCGCCCCAAUGGAAUCAUCUUGGAGUAUGAAAUCAAGUACUUUGAAAAGGACCAAGAGACCAGCUACACAAUUAUCAAGUCGAAAGAGACCACUAUUACAGCCGAGGGCCUGAAACCUGCAUCUGUGUAUGUCUUCCAAAUUCGAGCACGUACAGCGGCAGGCUAUGGCGUCUUCAGUCGAAGAUUUGAGUUUGAAACCACACCAGUGUCAGUUGCAGCAUCUAAUGAUCAAAGCCAGAUUCCCAUCAUUGCAGUGUCAGUGACAGUGGGAGUCAUCUUGUUGGCAGUGAUGAUUGGCUUCCUCCUCAGUGGCAGUUGCUGCGAUUGUGGCUGUGGGAGGGCUUCUUCCCUGUGCGCUGUUGCCCAUCCAAGCCUAAUAUGGCGGUGUGGCUACAGCAAAGCAAAGCAGGAUCCAGAAGAGGAAAAGAUGCACUUUCAUAACGGGCACAUUAAACUGCCAGGAGUAAGAACCUAUAUUGAUCCGCACACUUAUGAAGAUCCCAAUCAAGCUGUUCAUGAAUUUGCCAAGGAGAUUGAAGCUUCGUGCAUCACCAUUGAGAGAGUUAUCGGAGCAGGUGAAUUUGGUGAAGUUUGUAGUGGACGUUUGAAACUGCCUGGGAAAAGAGAAUUGCCCGUGGCUAUCAAAACUCUUAAAGUAGGCUAUACGGAAAAGCAGCGCAGAGAUUUCCUGGGUGAAGCAAGUAUCAUGGGGCAGUUUGAUCAUCCAAACAUCAUCCACCUAGAAGGCGUUGUGACUAAAAGUAAACCUGUGAUGAUAGUGACAGAGUACAUGGAGAACGGCUCUUUAGACACAUUCUUAAAGAAAAACGAUGGGCAGUUCACUGUGAUUCAGCUUGUUGGCAUGCUGAGAGGCAUCGCUGCAGGAAUGAAGUACCUUUCUGACAUGGGCUACGUGCAUAGAGACCUUGCUGCUAGAAACAUCUUAAUCAACAGUAACCUUGUGUGCAAGGUGUCUGACUUUGGACUUUCCAGGGUACUGGAAGAUGAUCCUGAGGCAGCCUACACCACAAGGGGAGGCAAAAUUCCAAUCAGAUGGACUGCCCCGGAGGCAAUAGCUUUUCGAAAGUUCACCUCUGCCAGUGAUGUCUGGAGCUACGGCAUCGUAAUGUGGGAAGUUGUAUCUUAUGGAGAGAGACCCUACUGGGAGAUGACCAAUCAGGAUGUGAUCAAGGCAGUGGAAGAAGGCUACCGCCUGCCAAGCCCCAUGGAUUGUCCUGCUGCUCUCUAUCAAUUAAUGCUGGAUUGCUGGCAGAAAGAUCGAAACAGCAGGCCCAAGUUUGAUGAAAUUGUCAACAUGCUGGACAAACUGAUACGAAACCCAAGUAGUCUGAAGACACUGGUGAAUGCAUCAAGCAGAGUAUCUACAUUGUUGGCAGAACAUGGUUCUUUGGGGUCUGGGGCCUACAGAUCCGUAGGUGAAUGGCUGGAAGCAAUCAAAAUGGGUCGGUACACAGAGAUUUUCAUGGAAAAUGGAUACAGUUCAAUGGACGCUGUGGCUCAGGUGACCUUGGAGGAUUUGAGGCGCCUGGGAGUGACUCUGGUCGGUCACCAGAAGAAGAUCAUGAACAGCCUUCAAGAGAUGAAGGUGCAGAUGGGAAACGGGAUGGUGCCAGUGUGACCCGCAUGUGGGUCACUUCUCCAAGUGAACAACCCAGCACUUUGUAAACAACCCUGAGAUUUAUUUUAACAGAGAAAGGGAAAAGGGUGGUUUCUAAACCUUUGGAGGCAUUUGCCUUAACCUUUGAGUUUAUAAUCAAUAUUUUACUAAAAAUCUCCAGAUCUUCCUCUUAACGUCUUCAUUUUCACGAUGCACAGGUAACCUGCAAAGAGAGCUAACAUGAGGAUCAACAUCCUUUAUUAAAAUAGUAACGAAAUCUUCCCCACUUCUUCCAUGGAAUCUUGUACACGAAGUGUUAUCAAGAUAGAGCACCUUUAGAGACUGCUAAGGCAGCCCCUUUCAAAACUUCCAGGGAUCGACUUGAAAGGAAAAGUUUUAAAGCCAUGUGUGGGCUAAGAAAAGCUGCAUUUUACUGUCGUUUACUUCAAGUCUUAAUUGUGUAUUGAAGAGCAAUAUGAUUAGAUUAUUUCUUAAAUAGAGUUUGUAAUUUAAAAUAAAAUUACAUGUUGUUAAGUUAUAGAAAAUAGUUUAUAAACAUGUUGCUUGGUCAAGGAAAAGUUCAAUACAGGGUGUAUAUUUAUUUUUCUGUGUUAUAAAAUUUACUUUUAGUUGCUCUUCUAGAGAGUAUUAGGUAAUGAAUGUGUAUAUAUGUAUAGUUUGCAAUAUGCGCAGGAACUGACUUACAUUGAAAUUAUGUGUGUGUGUGUGUGUGUAUGUGUGUAUUUGAAUAUGUCAAGGGUAUUGUUCUGCUUGCCUUUUGGAUAGUGUUUUAAUUUUGACAACAUACAGCAAAGGGUCUUCUAGACUCUAUCAUGGGUAAAAGAAUCAGAAGCUGUAGACAAAUUCCCAUUCAAGUUGGUAGCUUAUGCUCUCAUUUUUGAAAGCAAUAUUUAGUUUAUUUAAACAGCUAAUGCCUCUAGACUAAAUCCCCUUUGGAUUUUACAAAGACUCCCUACCUGUCUGUGACAGAGAAGUUCUCACUGUUAAUCUUUCAUGCUUCUUUGAAAUUCCACCUUUCUAAG
Mus pahari (shrew mouse) is the source of this 4840-nucleotide messenger RNA. RefSeq names its product EPH receptor A5 (gene Epha5). The transcript has 18 exons. The coding region runs from base 696 to 3818 and encodes 1040 amino acids. Gene Ontology annotation, cellular component: neuron projection; plasma membrane. Gene Ontology annotation, molecular function: transmembrane-ephrin receptor activity; ATP binding; protein binding. Lineage: Eukaryota; Metazoa; Chordata; Mammalia; Rodentia; Muridae. Gene Ontology annotation, biological process: protein phosphorylation; cell surface receptor protein tyrosine kinase signaling pathway; axon guidance. The record is from RefSeq and is a predicted model, not a curated record.